ACCCAUGAGCUCGGACUUCCAGCAUUACAGUUUCAGGAUGCCGAACAUCGGGUUCCAGAACCUGCCUCUCAACAUAUACAUCGUGGUUUUUGGCACGGCCAUCUUCGUCUUCAUCCUCAGUUUGCUCUUCUGUUGCUACUUGAUCAGGCUCAGACAUCAGGCACACAAAGAGCUCUACGCCUACAAACAGGUUAUACUCAAGGAAAAGGUGAAGGAGCUGAACCUACAUGAGAUCUGUGCUGUUUGCCUGGAGGAGUUCAAGCCCAAGGACGAGCUCGGGAUCUGUCCCUGCAAACAUGCCUUCCACAGAAAGUGA
This is a messenger RNA of Nestor notabilis (Kea), 316 nucleotides long. RefSeq names its product ring finger protein 24 (gene RNF24). NCBI's taxonomy places the organism in Eukaryota, Metazoa, Chordata, Aves, Psittaciformes, Psittacidae. The coding region runs from base 5 to 316 and encodes 103 amino acids. The transcript is spliced from 4 exons. The record is from RefSeq and is a predicted model, not a curated record.